This is a messenger RNA of Nerophis lumbriciformis (worm pipefish), 1377 nucleotides long. The record is from RefSeq and is a predicted model, not a curated record. Lineage: Eukaryota; Metazoa; Chordata; Actinopteri; Syngnathiformes; Syngnathidae.
AUGAGCCUGUGGAUGAACGACUCCUCCUUGGAUUCCUUGGUCGGCUCGCAGGCGACUCCGCCGGACUCCAACGCCACGGCGAACCGCAGCAAGCACGCCCCCCCGGACCUGAUCCGAGCAGUGCCGGUGGGCAUGGUGUUGGCCUCGUUCAUCGCUUUCGCCAUCGUGGGCAACCUGCUGGUCAUUUUGUCGGUGGUAUGCAACCGCCACCUGCGGACCCCCACCAACUACUUCAUCAUCAACCUGGCCAUAGCUGACCUGCUGCUCAGCACCACUGUGCUGCCCGUGUCCGCCACGCUUGAGAUUCUUCACUACUGGGUCUUUGGCCGCAUUUUCUGUGACAUUUGGGCGGCAGUGGACGUGUUGUGCUGCACCGCCUCCAUCAUGUCACUGUGCGUCAUAUCCAUCGACCGCUACAUUGGCGUUCGCUACCCGCUGCAGUAUCCGGUUAUUGUGACGGAAAAACGUGCGCUGCUUGCCAUGCUGGGCGUCUGGAUCCUGGCCAUCGUCAUUUCCAUUGGUCCAUUGCUCGGCUGGAAGCAACCGCCAUCGCAGGACGACACGGAGUGCGUGAUCACAGAGGAGCCGUUCUACGCGCUGUUCUCCUCCUUGGGCUCCUUCUAUAUCCCGUUAGCCGUCAUCCUCGCCAUGUACUGCCGCGUCUAUGUGGUGGCAAAGCGCACUACCAAAAACCUGGAGGCAGGCGUGAUGAAGGAGCGGCAGCAAGACUCAAACGAGCUAACCCUAAGGAUCCACUGCCGGAACCAGCAGAUCCAGGACCUGUGCGCCACUUCCAAGGCAGGAGGCGCUGGCACGGCUGGACGCAGCACGCUGACCGUAAAGCUACUCAAGUUCUCCAGGGAGAAGAAAGCAGCCAAGACGCUCGGCGUUGUAGUGGGCAUGUUCAUCCUUUGCUGGUUGCCCUUCUUCUUGGCUCUUCCCAUCAGCUCUUUUAACAAAAACCUGCGUCCUCCCGAAACUUUCUUCAGUGUCAUUUUCUGGCUUGGCUACUUCAACAGCUGCCUGAAUCCCAUCAUCUACCCAUGCUACAGCCGCGAAUUUAAGCAGGCCUUCAGUCGGAUUUUGCGCUGCCGUUGGAAGCGGAAACGCCAGGGAUGGCAAGCAUACUACAACUACCGAUGCCAGCAGGGUUCCAACAACUCAUCCUACCUGAAUGGCAGCCAGCAGACGCUGUCCUCCAUCAGCCACAGCCCUCGAAGCAUCGCCCCGAAACUGCACCCGCCACUUCGGUCAUCCUCCUCAGACAACGCUGGCUGUAACCUCCUCCCGGGAUCAGACAUCGGAGGACGGCGCCUCACCCCGUCAUCCCCUCUCGCCGCGGAAGCUGGCGGGCGAGAAAAGGGGGUCAAAAAGUAG